AACGAAUGUCAAGCGAAUCACGAGGGAUCAGCCGGCAAAAUGGAAGUCGACGCAGUCAUAGAAAUGUUCCAACGCUCAGAACAAUUGCAUCAGGUGAAAUACGUAAAUUACAUUGGAGAUGGAGAUUCCAAAACUUUUAAGGGUCUUUUGGAAUCACAACAAGUAGAAAAUUCAUCAGUAAAGAAAAAGGAAUGUAUUGAUCAUGUUCAAAAACGAAUGGGUACUCGCCUUCGCAAGUUGAAGAAUGCCAUGAAAGGACUUGGAGGAAAAGGCAAAUUGACUGCUAAACUUAUAGAUGAAUUGUCUGUUUAUUUCGGAUUAGCUAUCCGUCGUAAUCAUAAUUCAAUUGAAAAUAUGAGGCGAGAGAUCUGGGCGACCCUUUAUCAUAAAUUAUCCACAGACGAAAAGCCACAGCACGAUAAAUGCCCGCCCGGUAAAGAUUCGUGGUGCAAGUGGCAACUGGCGAAAGCCACUAAUAAAUUAGCUGAAUUUAAGCAUAAGCCAGCUCUUCCUCAAAUGGUUUUUGAUGCUAUUAAGCCAAUCUAUGAAGAAUUAAGUAGUGACGAUCUUCUUAAACGUUGUUUAGGUGGCUACACCCAAACAAUUAUGGGAGAAUUAAGCAUAACAAUUGGACCGAACUGCUACAAUUAUUGCCUCGAGACUGACGCGCGACGCAUCAAACUUUCGGAGCGCUCGUUGACAGAUGCUGCAAAAGAGGCUCGAUCAUCACUAAAAUCGACCAAGAAGGACCAGGAGGAGAAGAACAUUAAUGAGGAAGGUCAAUUAUAUGGUGCAGGCAUCGCAGAUUAA
Nylanderia fulva is the source of this 810-nucleotide messenger RNA. The record is from RefSeq and is a predicted model, not a curated record. NCBI's taxonomy places the organism in Eukaryota, Metazoa, Arthropoda, Insecta, Hymenoptera, Formicidae.